Molecule: messenger RNA, 1040 nt
Organism: Cyprinus carpio (common carp)
Lineage: Eukaryota; Metazoa; Chordata; Actinopteri; Cypriniformes; Cyprinidae
Biological process (GO): positive regulation of cytosolic calcium ion concentration; G protein-coupled receptor signaling pathway
Cellular component (GO): neuron projection
Molecular function (GO): kisspeptin receptor binding
Source: RefSeq, a predicted model, not a curated record
AGAUGUGGGUAAGUCUGCACUUUUGUAGAUUUCCCUCUCGAGAUGAACACAAGCAAAAAUGAAAUGUCCAGUGAUCUUUAAAAUCUUGUUGCUCUUAGUCGGUCAAGUUAUGAAUACAGAUUUUAGAGAAGUGCUUUUCCAAUCAUCUCAUUUUUAUUUAAUCUGUCUGCUCCCUGCAACUUCAAUGAACUACCCUCAAAUAGAAAAUGAUAUUGAGUUCAAAUAUAUAAAGGCUUUGUGGUUCCGGAAUGUUCCUGUGAAAGGGAUGGGUGGUGGACCCACCCCGGGGUAAAAAGACAAGAUCAGAGGGAAAGUGGGGAGGGUUGUGGAGGUCUGCGAUUCACUGAGGAGGCUAUGACGCAGGUAAUAUUGUUGCAUGAGAAAGAUAAAUUGUAUGUGGAGGUUGUAUGAACCAAACACAACCUCCAUACCUGCAAGUGUAAAGAAACUAAUUUUGGUUCCAAAGCAUUAAACAUGAUGCUAUUUACCAUAAUUUUGAUGUUGUCAUUGGCAAAUGGCGAUACAUACCCUUCAGGGCAUUUUCAGUAUUAUUUAGAAGAUGAAUCUCCUGAAGAAACAUCACUCCGGGUUCUCAGGGGAACUGAUACUCAUCCCACAGCUGGAUCUCCUUCUCCCAAGCUCUCAGUGCACUUCUCCAUGAGUGCAGAUCCCCAGCGAAACACACAGUGGUGGUCUCCAGAAAGGCCUUACACAAAAAGGAAGCAGAAUGUUGCGUACUACAAUCUCAAUUCCUUCGGCCUCCGCUAUGGAAAGAGAGAGCAGAACAUGCUUGCAGAGUUUAAACAGAAGAUAGCCAUAAAGUGAGGUCCACUGGGCCUUUUUAAAUCUUGUGUAUUGUUCUUUGAGGUUUUAUAUUAAUUAGAAAUGAUCUGUAGAUUGAUUUGUGGAGAUAACAUUAGUGCAAUAGUUCACAGACUUUAGUAAACUGCUGUUAUGAUAACUGUCAGGACACAUUUUGCUAGUAAUUAAUAAAAAUGUUUUGUCAAACAACCUGAAUAAAAGAACUUUAUUAGAUAAUA